AUGAUAUUCACAGAGAAAAACAAAGCAUUACUUAUCCUUGGUGGCAAAAUUUAUUCAAGACUACCGUCCCUCGAUGCUCAGUACGAGAAAACAUCAUCAAUAAAGAAUGGAAACAUUCCACAAUCCUCUCUACCUCACGUUCACUCAAGAUACGAAAACAUUAAGGUAGUUUUAAUGGACUAUGACAAUACAAAAAAAAAAAAAAAAAAAAAAAAAAAAAAAAAACUAGUUUUGGGAACCAAAACUAUGAAUCUUUUACUUACUUCAUCAAUUCGCCCUGACAAUAAUGAACAUCCAAUCAUUAGUGCAUCUAGCUCUAAUGGAUUUAUUCCCAGCAGAGACACACGAAUUUUUGUGGACAGGCACAAGCUUCAAGAUAUAAAAACUUUGAUACAAAGAACAGCUCCACUUAACGAAAUUAAAUUACAGUAG
Cokeromyces recurvatus is the source of this 432-nucleotide messenger RNA. RefSeq lists its product as uncharacterized. NCBI's taxonomy places the organism in Eukaryota, Fungi, Mucoromycota, Mucoromycetes, Mucorales, Mucoraceae. The transcript has a single exon. The coding region runs from base 1 to 432 and encodes 143 amino acids. The record is from RefSeq and is a predicted model, not a curated record.